AUGAUGGAAUUUGGGGAGAUAUUGAAGGUGAUAGGAGAAUUUGGGAGGUUUCAGAACUGGCUGGUGCUGCUCAUCUGCAUCAUAAAUCUUCUAGCUCCCUUCCAUAUGUUUAGUCAAGUGUUCGUUGCAAUGGACGUGCCUCACUAUUGCAACACAAGCUGGAUCCGUGCCAUUAGCCCAAACCUGACCACUGAGCUGGAGCUCAACUUGACGCUUCCCAGGAAACCAGAUGGCUCUUUUGAGGAAUGUUCCAUGUAUACUCCUGUGCAAGAAGAAGACAUUGAACCCAUCAUGAAAUAUGGACUCAAUGCUACGGAAAAGUGCCAAGACGUCUGGGUCUUUCCUACACAGCUAAAGCCAACGUUGGUCACGGAGCUGCUGACGGUCUGUCCUUGGGUCCUUCCAAAUUCUGCUUGCUGGCUUCUGACAAAAGGGAAGAUCAAGGAAGCCAAAAAGGUGCUCCAGAAGGCGGCCUCCGUCAACAAGCAAAUUAUCCCUGAAGAGCUACUCAGUCAGCUGACUUCAGAAGAGAAGGCAAAAUCUGGAAAUAUCAUUGAUCUCUUCAAGAUUCCACACCUAAGGAAGAUGACUUUAAUUAUGGCCUGGGUAUGGUUUGCAGACAGUUUGGUGUACUUCGGACUGAGCCUUCAGGUUGGGGCUUUUGGCUUGGACAUCUACGUGACCCAGCUUGUCUUUGGAGCAGUUGAAAUACUGGCCCGUCUCUCCUGUGUCUUCCUGCUCCACUGGCUGGGCAGGAAGAAAUGCCAGGCAGCUUGGCUUUUCCUGGGUGGCGUUGUGUGCUUGUUCAUCGCAGUGAUUCCAAAAGAUUUCCCAGUGAUGGUGACAGGGUUGGCUGUGGCUGGCAAGGCUGCUCUUGCUGCUGCUUUUUCAACCAGUUACGUGUUUUCUGCAGAGGCAUUUCCCACAGUCGUCAGGCAAACCGGCUUAGGGUUGUGUUCCAUGUCUGCCAGAGUAGCUGGCAUUCUCUCCCCACUGGCUGGUCUCCUGGACAGGUACCACUCUGCCAUUUCCAUGGUGCUAUUUGGAAUUACAGCACUAAGUGCGGGAAUCCUCUGCUUCUUCCUUCCUGAGACACAGAACAAAGAUCUUCAGGACAAUGCAGUCAAGUCCUCAUCAAGGCAAGGGUCUCUCAAAGGCAAACACAGAUAG
Messenger RNA from Hemicordylus capensis (graceful crag lizard), 1170 nucleotides. Its product is annotated as solute carrier family 22 member 13-like. Gene Ontology annotation, molecular function: transmembrane transporter activity. Gene Ontology annotation, cellular component: membrane. Gene Ontology annotation, biological process: transmembrane transport. Bases 1 to 1170 code for a protein of 389 amino acids. Lineage: Eukaryota; Metazoa; Chordata; Lepidosauria; Squamata; Cordylidae. The record is from RefSeq and is a predicted model, not a curated record. The transcript has 8 exons.